ACGUUUUUCACAAGCAGAGUAACCUCCCAUAACCUAACACACAGCCACUGGGAGAGAUACGCUGUACCCGAAAAAAAAGAGAGAGAAAGCCACAAUUAAACCGGUCUUUAUUGUCCACAUUCUCUGGGGUUGACUCGGGAUUUCAAUGAACAGCCUGCUCUUUUGUUUCUGUGUUGAUUUGGGUCGCACAUUUAUGGCGUUUUUGAGCGUCAGUGGGGAUUUCUGCCAGGCUCAGCACCUCGCCUUUGCAGACAAGUGAACCGACGGCACCCCAAGGCAAGACCACGCCAGCCGGAAGCCUCCCUAGACAGACACCAGGGCGAGAACACUGGGACUGAAACGCUCCCGCGGCUGGGGAAUACUUCCUCGCUUCUACAGACUUGCUCUCUGUCUCCCCCCUCUUAUUUACUCUUCCUGAAUGGGGUAAACAUUCCCUGGAUCUCUGAUUGGAUGACUGAAGGAUAGUAGGGUUAUUUUUUUCCCCUCCCUGGAAAGGGGUUCAGUGGAAUUAACGAACCCUCCCCUACACGUUUCUGCGGCAGCCAUUUAUUUAAAUUUUUUUCAUUUUAUUUUGUAUCGUCAGAUCUACGUGUACAAAAUAUCUCGAAGCCACAGAAUCGUUCCUAGCUGACAUCUGAGCCAAAGUUGGGGAUUUGUCAACCCUACUACUUUGCUUUUUUUUAAAUUAAUAAAACAAAGUUUAUUUUAUUUUUAUUAUUAUAAUUAAUAUUUUUUUAACCUUUGCUUGCCAAUAUGAACCGCCCUGCUCCUGUUGAGAUUACAUACGAAAGCAUGAGGUUUUUAAUAACUCACAACCCAACCAACGCAACCCUCAACAAGUUCACUGAGGAACUAAAGAAAUAUGGAGUCACAACACUGGUCAGAGUGUGCGAUUCCACCUACGACACGGCACCAGUGGAGAAGGAAGGGAUCCAGGUGGUGGACUGGCCCUUCGAUGAUGGAGCACCUCCCCCAAGUCAAAUAGUUGACGAUUGGCUGAACCUCUUGAAGAACAAGUUCCGAGAGGAGCCUGGAUGCUGCGUGGCAGUGCAUUGUGUUGCCGGGCUGGGCCGAGCGCCUGUUCUGGUGGCCCUCGCCUUAAUAGAAUGUGGAAUGAAGUAUGAGGACGCAGUCCAGUUUAUACGACAAAAGAGACGUGGUGCUUUCAACUCCAAACAGUUGCUUUACCUCGAGAAAUACCGACCCAAGAUGCGUCUACGAUUCAAAGAUGCCAACAACCACAACUGCUGCAUCCAGUAAAGCGAGGAAAACGAUCAAAGGAAAACGAAAACAAAUCUUAGCCUUUUCGGACUGUGCUGUCGCCUGGGAAUGUCAACGUCGAAUCGAGCCAAAGUCCAGGAGUGUUUUAAUCAUGAAUAAGGCUGCCACGUUUACGCUUUUUUUGUAAGCCGUGUAAACCACCACCCGCAGUAACUUUUAAACGUCGGGCGAGGCCUUUUCAAGCAAAACGAUAAUUAGAAAAAAAAUCAUUGGGGUUAGUAAGCGGUACAUAAUACGCUCUAGUAAAAAAUACAAGUGGAGCUAAAACUUGACAGCUUAAAGAAUUAUUUGCACAGGAGCUUCUCUGGUGGGGUACAGAGAAUUUGGAAAAGUAUAUGGCUAAUUUCAAUACAAUGCAAUGUUAAGCACAUAACUGCCUUUUUACUGUCAAAUACUUACACGCUGCAGCUUAAUGCUGAUCAUCUGACAAUUCUGGGAAUUAAACCUACACCAGCAAACUAAAAACAACUGUCAACCAAACGGACAGAGGAAUAAAUAAUCCCUACGUCAUGAAAUCCAAGCAAGGCAAUGCCGCUACACACAAUCCACAGUCUUGGAGUAUUCAUUUGGCAGUAUCUCUGCACAAAAUAAGGCUAGUUUGUCUAAUAAUGGAUCCGCGUGUCAUAGAGUUAGUAUGGCAUUGCAACACAAUAUUAAAACAAACCGGAGGCAAAUUAAGCAGACCGUCAGCUGGUCAAUGUUAGUUUCUAGUUUUAUGAAAUUAAACUAAAUAGAGACCCUUGCAUGUUUUUAAAGGUGGCAGCCUUAAUCACAAUGUGUUUUUUUUUUUUUUUCUUUUUUUUUUUUUUUGUAAAAACCAAACUGGGUGGGUGGGAUAACCUCUUAGUUGUAGGAUUACAUUGUCCUUUUUUGUAUUCUGUUUGAUCUGGUCAGAUUGUAUCAAAGGAGAAUGUAGAGUGUGACUUGUCUGAAAUCAGGGUAAUGGUGCAGGAGUACACUUCUGGGUUUGGGUUGGGGAGUGGUUGAUUGGUGGGGUUGACAGUCCAGAUUUAGUCUGUGCAAAUCUCAGUGAUUUGUAUUUUUAAUUAAGCAAGACCGUACUUUUAACAUAAUUUAAAUAAAGUCAUGAUUUUUGCACAAAAAUAAAAGCUUCCAAAAGGAUUUCCUUCAAUGCAGUAAUGUAUUUGGCCCCCCAUGCAAUGUACAAUGUUGGGGUGGGGGUGGGUAGAUUUGCCAGUUAGCUAGCCAUAUUGUUCAUUACAGUAUCUUGUCUAUCUUGAACACAGAUUCCCUCCUCGCUCCUGUUUUGUAAUACAGAUUUUUAUUUAUCUGUACUGAUUUGGGAGUACUCAUCAGAAGUCUCAACAACAGCAAAAGUCCUUUUGAAAACUGUUACCUACCCUCCUCCGAACAGCUACCUUUUCAGACUGGGAGGAGAUCAGCCAAUGUGGUUUUUGUCUACCCAAGUGGGCACAGGCAGGCUUCCAGUCACCUUACUGGGUUACAGGGAUUUUUUAAAUUUUAUUUUAGGGUGACGUUUUAGUUCAAGAGCAGUCGUUUGUACAUUGCAACAUGCAUAGUGGAGAGGCUUUCUCUACUGCCAGAUAAAUCCCCUAUGUGUGUGUGUGUGUAUGUGUGUGUGUGUGUGUAUAUAUAUAUAUAUAUAUAUAUAUAUAUAUAUAUAUAUAUAUAUAUAUAUAUAUAUAUAUAUAUAUAUAUAUAUAAUAUACACAUACAUAUAUACACAUAUAUAUAUAUACAUAUAAUAUAUAUAUAUAUAUGUGUGUGUGUGUGUGUGUAUAUAUAUAUAUAUAUAUAUAUAUAUAUAUAUAUAUAUAAAUUACUCCAAAAUAAAAUCUUUUUGCUUUUAAAAUGUCAAUUCUCUCCCCUCCCCUGUUUUAAUUUAUCUGUCUAUCAUAUAUAUGUGUGUGUGUGUAUAUAUAUAUAUAUAUAUAUAUAUAUAUAUAUAUAUAUCUCCACACACACAAAAGUAAAUCUGUAUUCAACUUAUUUAGCAUAUGUUUUUGAGAAUCUUGAUGGAUAAAUAAAUUCUUAAAGGAUAGAUGUAUUUAAAUUAAAUUAAAAAAAAGGUUAAAGGGUGGGAACACAGACCCAUUUAAGCUGCAUUUUCAAAAGAAGAAAUGUUUUACAAUAAUAAAAAUAAAACAAUGUU
This is a messenger RNA of Acipenser ruthenus (sterlet), 3415 nucleotides long. RefSeq names its product protein tyrosine phosphatase type IVA 2. Gene Ontology annotation, cellular component: nucleus. The coding region runs from base 754 to 1260 and encodes 168 amino acids. Gene Ontology annotation, biological process: positive regulation of cell migration; protein dephosphorylation. Gene Ontology annotation, molecular function: protein tyrosine phosphatase activity. The transcript has 6 exons. Lineage: Eukaryota; Metazoa; Chordata; Actinopteri; Acipenseriformes; Acipenseridae. The record is from RefSeq and is a predicted model, not a curated record.